Messenger RNA from Penaeus indicus, 3408 nucleotides. Its product is annotated as protein bowel-like. Bases 396 to 1946 code for a protein of 516 amino acids. Gene Ontology annotation, molecular function: DNA-binding transcription factor activity, RNA polymerase II-specific; RNA polymerase II transcription regulatory region sequence-specific DNA binding. The record is from RefSeq and is a predicted model, not a curated record. NCBI's taxonomy places the organism in Eukaryota, Metazoa, Arthropoda, Malacostraca, Decapoda, Penaeidae. Gene Ontology annotation, cellular component: nucleus. Gene Ontology annotation, biological process: regulation of transcription by RNA polymerase II; embryo development. The transcript has 4 exons.
CAGGUGUCUGCCCUGCCCGGGGCAUGGGAGCUCCCGCACGUGCUGCGCCGCCUCGGGCCGACUCGCUGUCUCGCCGCCGACUGAACUGGAUUUGCUACUCUUGGUUAUCGGAUGCAUUAUUCUGCAUCGGGAACCAGUUGGUGUUCCCGGGACAUAAUUGAGGCGUAGCGAGGGCCGGAUAGGCAGGGCCGAGGCGGGCGCAGAGCUGGAUCAGCCCGGGCGGCGGGUGUUCGGGUCGGGAGCGGUACGCGGGUCGAGCGGCUGAACAGCUACCGCAGUGCGGGGCGUGGCCGUGCGGCUGCUCCGCCAAUAGGGCGCCGGUGGUGGCGGGAGCCAGGAGAGCUGGCCACCGCCGCCGCAGUCACUGUCCGGCCACCGCGGUGAUCGCACCCGCCAUGACGCUCGACCCCCGGCCCCCAGUGCCCUCGUCGCCUCCGCCGCCCGCCGCCUCUGUCAUGGCUGAGCCCCGCCCCGGCCCCCCUCCUCCCUCCCCGCCUCCCCAGCGCCCUCCGCCGCCCACACUUCCGGUGUCUUCGCUGGCCGCGGCGUCGGCGCUGUCCAUGGUGCCGCGGGCGUCCGCCUUCACGGCCGUGUUCCCCUCCGUGGGGCGCGCGCCGCUGCCUGACCUUGCGGCGCUCAACCUGGCGGCCUUCGAGUCCUACCUGGCACUCUCCGGGCUCUCUCGCCUCACGCAGCCGCGCCCGUCCGACGCCCUCGCCUCCUCCAACAAGAAGUUCGACUUCUCGCGCCUGGCGGAGAGCGUGUCCGAGGGCGAGAAACGCCCCAGUGGCGCCACACCUCCGCCGCCUCCCGCGGUGUCGGCGGCGGCAGCGGCGACGGCGGCUGCCAACCUGGCACAGGUGGCGCCGCUCAUGUCCUCCGUCAGAUCGCUUCCGCUGCUCGCCGACACGUACCCUCUGCUCCUCAACCCUCUCUAUCAGUCCAUGCUGGCGCAGCAGCAGCAGCAGCAACAACAACAACAGCAACACCAGCACCCUCCCCUGGGGUACCGGCGGGCGCCCGGGGGGAGAGGGCGGGCGCCCAGACCAAAAAAGCAGUUCAUCUGCAAGUACUGCAACCGCCACUUCACCAAGAGCUACAACCUCCUGAUCCACGAGCGCACGCACACCGACGAGCGGCCCUACACCUGCGACAUCUGCGGGAAGGCCUUCCGGCGCCAGGACCAUCUGCGAGACCACAGGUACAUCCACAGCAAGGAGAAGCCGUUCAAGUGCACCGACUGCGGCAAGGGCUUCUGCCAGAGCCGCACCUUGGCCGUGCACCGCAUCCUGCACAUGGAGGAGUCGCCGCACAAGUGUCCCACCUGCGGCAGAAGCUUCAACCAAAGGAGCAACCUGAAGACACACCUCCUGACGCACACGGACAUCAAGCCCUACACGUGUCCCCAGUGCGAUAAGGUCUUCCGCCGGAACUGUGACCUGAGACGCCACGCCCUCACGCACAACCUCACGUCUCCGCUCGACCUCGACCUGGGCUCCCUCCCCCCCUCCUCCUCCGACUCCCCCCUCCACUCCCUGGAGAUGCCGUCGCCCCCCGCUGUGUCGGUGCUCUCGCCGGCGGUCGUGGCAGGCGCGGCCGGCGACGACGAGGCGGAGCGGGACGGCGGCCUCGCGCCCCCGAGGACCUACAGCAGCAGCAGCGACGAGGAGGAGAUAGCGAGGGCUGGCAAGCGAUCCAAGAUGGACGCCGCCUACGCUGACGCCGACGACCCCAUCAACAGCGCCGACUUUGAUGACGACGACGAGGACGACUUCGGCAAGGAGGACCUGGUGGACGACGACGACGACAGCAACCCGUCGAGCCCCCCCACGUUGCUCGGGAGGUUCCGGUCGGAGGCGCAGAAGGAGCCCUUGAACCUCGGGGCGUCGAGCUCGGCCUCCCUCGCCUCCUUCAGUAUAGCCUCUAUUAUGGGGGGAGCCGACUAAGCCCUGGAAGGAAGAGAAUAUUAAUGUUAUUGUAGAAGAUUAACUAUCUAAUUCCGAAUUCUUUAUAAGAAUAUUGACCGCUUGCGUAUGUCACACGGACGGUGGGCGAGACGCGGCGUUAGAUAACUCUGUAAUAUAGCGAAGGGAAUGGGCGUGGCAGAGGGCGUGGCCAGAACGAACCGAGUGAGGACCCUACAUGCCAGGAGACGCGUCCCGGCUCCAACAUCUAGUCAUUUCACGGUAAGACGACAACCUGGAAUAGCGUUGUGCUGGUGACGAGAUGAUGCUGGCGACGAGCAGGCGCUGGCGAGGAGGACGUGUGAGGGAUGGAGACAGAGCGACGGACCUGAGUGAUCGAAGGGCAUAACGCGUAGAUUGUGCAAUGGUUAACCAGGCUCCCGAAACGGAAGAAAUCGCCACGGUUUGCCAGGCGAAGCGGACCUUUGUUUUUCCGGAUUAAUUCAGAGAACAGGACGGAGUGCGCUAUCCUCCCGUCAGAGGCGCUCGAUAGGUGGCGAAGGCCGUCUUGUCCCGAAAACGAGACGUAAGCCUCCGCGAGAAAUGCGUUUGUAUAAUCUACAUAAGACACUAUGGAUACUUGUUCACAUAUGACCUCAUUUUUACGUGCUUCGUAAUGCACGCGCAAAACACGACACGGAAGACAAGAAAAAAAUAAAUCCUGCGAAGCUCAAAAAAUCCUCUCUUGUUUUCAUCUCGUCAACAAAUGAAGCGUUUUCUCAGCACGCCAGGGGCAGAGGAGCGAUCGGCCGCCUCUCGUCCGCCGAGCCCGAACUUCCCAAGCCGGAGUACGCACGCCUCUCUGCACUUCCAGAACUUCCACGCCCAGGACACGGUCACCCGCUACCUACAUCCCUCUCUGGACUCAGGUGGUAUACUGAGGUUACCUAUUGCCCGUGACGGCAGCGACAAAGACUCGGGUGUACGCGAAGGGCAAUGCUAAUUUUCAAUGCACCAAAGAUUGAUUCCUUCCGACGGGCGUUAGGUUCGUAGUGGUCAAUAAGGACCUUCCUGAUCCUGGAAUCACUUCGGAAGUUUCCUGUAAUUUUUUUUUGUUCUUGUAAAUAACAAAGUCUCAUUCUUAGCGGCAUUUCGUGAUUUGUUUUUCCUUUUUUGUGUGUGUGUGAAAGACGGCUGUCACGCGGACGGCCAAGGAGAGGAUCCAGUGACGUAAAUAAAGUUCGGUCGGAUGCUGAGGAGGAUUCUUGUCCCUUUUGUGUUGAUGAACGAGUAAAAGGUUAUAUUAAAGGCAUGGCACCUUUGUGAGGAUUUUUUUCAGACAUUUCAAACGCACCUCUGUAAAGUGGAGAAUCUUGACGGAAGGCCACCUAUCGAACGUGUCAUUUGUAGCUGGAGAGAGAGAGAGAGAGAGAGAGAGAGAGAGAGAGAGAGAGAGAGAGAGAGAGAGAGAGAGAGAGAGAGAGAGAGAGAGAGAGAGAGAGAG